GUCACGGGGUCGGAACUGAGCUGUGUACCACUGCCCAAACACAUACGCACAACACGAAACAAGACAACAAGAAUAAAACACAAACCAAAGCAUGCAGAUGGAGACUCUGUGAAUAGUUUGAAGCUCAUCUCUGAGGUAUGGGGGCUGCUCCCAGCACUUCUAAUGCAGGAAAUGGAGGGAGCUGCCAAGACCAGCAACCAAUAAUUGAGAAUGAAGACAUUAAGAGGCGGAAUUCAAGCAGGAGAUGUAGCACAGGAGAGACUGUUCCCUGUCCGACCUGCCAGGGCACUGGACGUAUACGCAGAGGUCAGGAGAGCAAGCUGGUGGCUGUCAUCUCCUGUAAUGACCAGAGGCUGAAGCCUAGACACACGAAGUUAUAUGUUGCUGUGUCUGUUGGUGUGUGCCUGCUGGUCAGUGCCGUGGUGCUGUUCUUCCUCUUUCCUCGCGCUGUCCUGCUGUCUUCAGUAGCUGUCAAGUCAUCCUUUGUUUACUUCACCAAGAACAACGUCCUUAUUAACAUCACGCAUGUGUUGAACAUCACCAACAACAACUUUGCGACAGUGCAGACCUAUAAUCUGUCAGUGCAGGCCCUCAACUUUGACACGGUGGUGGGAACAGUGUCUAUUGAGAACGUCACCUCAGUCAAACCUCUGUCCACCACAACGUGUGACCUCUGGUUUCUUCUCACCUCACAGUAUUCGUUCAUGAUCCCCAUCCAGCUCUUAGACCCUGGUUUGAGUAACUACUGUAAGAAAGCUUCCCUGCCUGUCCACAUCCUGUAUCUGCAUCUGCAGAUGUCGAUGACAGUUUACUACUUGGCCCACUAUGAGCAGCUCUCCCUGGAGACGUAUGAGUACAUCGACUGUGGAGCAAACAGUACCAUACCACAUCAGGUGCAGGCCCCUCCACCCUGAUGGAUGGAAAACACGAACAAACACUGAUGACAUCCUGUUUUUUUCCAUGAACUCUGAUGCUAAAAUGUAUAUCGUACCAGGAUGUUGUUAGUGUUCAUCCUGGAUUGAAAAAGCAUGGAAUCUGAGCAAUGUUUCAGGUCUAGCCCUCUUUGGUUCACUUACAAUGAAGUCGGGUGCCCAAUUAGAACAAUCGGUAGUAGGCCGGUAUGAAAUUUGUUAAUCAUACUCUGGUGCGGAUUAAACAACCGCACUGAGACGUCGUGAAAAGAGGAUCUCAGUCCAUUUCCAGGCAGAGUCUGGUGUGGUCGUCUGUGUACUGAAUGCAAAUUGACCAAUCUCAGUAUGUUGUGGUUUUAGCAUGACUUAAAAAACUAUACUGAUAACGAAUCCAUCUGCUGUUUACAAAAUGUUUGGGAAGCAAAUGCUGCUUACACAGAUAAAAUGUUUACGUGAAUAAUUUGGUAAUAACACAUAUAUGUGUUAACCAUAGACUUCAAAUAAAUAUGGGUUACGUUAGCUCCCAAAAGUGAAGUCAAAUUAUCUGUAUUGUCCCUUGAUGGCUGGCUCCAGCGUAGGCCAAAACCCUGCCUGUUCAAGUGUUCAUGUUUUUGCUGAGUUUGGUUAUUUGAUGCUUUAUGAAUGGGGUGAAAUCUCACAAUUUACAGCUGAGAUUGACUUGUUAUCAGUCCUGUGUGUGUGUUGGCGAUUUAUACCAGCGCUCCACGCCACAAUCACAGCUGCAUGAACUCUGACUCUAACUCUGACUAAAAGAUGGCAUUACCAUUAAUGUUAUAAGUUAUUUUCUGAUGAGCUGCGUGACACCAGUGUAACACCAGAAAGCAAAUAGAAAGUAUUACAUUUUCCCAUGUAAGUUCUGAUGGUAUAACUUCAUAUUUACUUGUUUUCUCAGUUAAAAGCUACUUGUCUGUUGUUUAGUCCAAAGAGUGACCACUGUCUCCACUAAGCCCCCUAGCUUCGCAUAAAAUGACAGAAAGACACAUUAGUUUGUGUGGAGUCGACACAGGUUUAUUUCUUAUAGUGUCAGGACAUUAAACAAAAGCUUAUACUGAGCUUCUUUUCAGUCCGAUGAUCAGACAACAGCAGCAUUCCUCCUCUUCCUCACCACUGCUGGGCAUACUGCAACGACUGGAAGACAAAUGUGUUGAAUGUAUUAAUACUCAAAUGUGUUUUGUUUGUAUAGACCAGUUCUUUCCUAAGAAAAGUCUUCCUGUUAUAUAGAAAUGAACACAUAUGAACCUCAUCUUCAGAGAGGUGUUGAUACCUACUGAGUAUCUGUUGGGGACCUUUGCACUGUGAUGGACAGAUGUCUUCAGGUCGCCAUUACAGUGGGGACACCGGCUUUCAGCUUAAGAAAUACGAAUAGCAAGUUACAUGCUCAUAAUGUUGUAUAGCUUAUAUUCACAAAUCAAUGCAUAACUUCUUAGUACAUUAAAGAAUAUAUAUACACUUUGAA
Molecule: messenger RNA, 2388 nt
Organism: Limanda limanda (common dab)
Lineage: Eukaryota; Metazoa; Chordata; Actinopteri; Pleuronectiformes; Pleuronectidae
Product: transmembrane protein 106B-like
Exons: 8
Coding region: 138-914 (258 amino acids)
Source: RefSeq, a predicted model, not a curated record